CCGGUUAGGGUAGUGCAAACGUGUGUGUGUGGAAGAGAGGAGUGGUGCGGCUGAUAUAUAUGUGAGAGGCGCUUUGCAUCAGAAUCUCUCUUUAGGGCUUAAAAAAAGGAGAGAGACGAAGCCGUACAAAGAGGGCUCUUAAACCACUCACUCCCCUCUCGAGAAAGAUCUCUAAACCACAACAUCCGCUUAAGAUGGAGAAGUACGACCGUGUGGUGAAGAAGAAGGAUGAGACGCCGAUUGACGCGAACGAGAUUCGUAUCACUAGUAUGGGCAGGGCACGCAACUACAUCACCUACGCCAUGACUCUUCUCCAGGAGAAAGGGUCAACGGAAGUUGUGUUCAAGGCAAUGGGAAGAGCUAUCAACAAGACUGUGAACAUUGUUGAGCUCAUUAAGAGAAGGAUCCCUGAUCUUCAUCAGAACACAUCUAUUGGAUCCACCGACAUCACAGACACAUGGGAACCUAAAGAGGAAGGCCUUCUUCCUAUUGAGACUACAAGGCAUGUGUCUAUGAUAACCAUUACCCUAUCCACCAAAGAGCUUAACACAUCCUCCAUUGGAUACCAGUGCCCGAUUCCUGUUGAGUUGGUGAAGCCAUUAGGCGACAUCGACUAUGAAGGAGGAGAGGGUUCACCUGGUGGCAGAGGGAGAGGAAGAGGAAGGGGGAGAGGGAGAGGAAGAGGUGGCAGAGGGAAUGCAUAUGUGAACGUUGAGUAUGAAGAUGGCGGUUAUGAACGUAACCAGUCCUAUGGUGGCAGAGGAAGAGGGCGUGGUGGCAGAGGACGCAGCAGCCGUGGUGGUCGAGGAAGAGGAGGAUACAAUGGUCCUCAGAAUGAGUAUGAUGCACCACAAGAUGGUGGUUACGGUUAUGAUGCUCCUCCUCAUGAACACCGUGGAUAUGAUGACCGUGGCGGUUACGAGCGUCGUGGUGGUUACAAUGGGGGUCCUCAGGGGCGUGGUGGUUAUGAUGGUCCUCGGAGGCGUGGGGGUUAUUAUGAUGGUCCUCAGAGGCGUGGUGGUUACGAUGGUCAUCAGGGGCGUGGUGGUGGUUAUGAGGGUCCUCCUCAGGGCCGUGAUGAUUAUGAUGAUGCUCCUCGGCGUGGACGUGGAAGGGGAGGUCGUGGAAGAGGAGGAGGUCGCGGUGGUGGUGGAUUCAACAACAGAGCAGAUGGACCACCAGUCCAGGCAGUUGCUUGAGACAUGAGAGUGAGGUUUCUAUGUUACACAAACAUAAAAAAAAAAAAGAAGGCCAAGAGUCGUUUGAUGUUUUGUUCUAUCUCCUUCCUCUCUCCUUAUGUUUGAUUCUGUCCAUGAAGAAGACAUGUUUGCCAUAAGUGUAUCCCUCCUUUUGUUUUAUCCAUUGAUUCGCAGUUUUUUCUUUUAGUUGGUGACUGUUUUUCUUUAAAGUCGCUUUAGGUUUUAUCUGUUCAUUUUAUUUAUGGUGGGUUUUUAUUGGAGAUUUACCUUCUGUUUAUUUGCUUCGUAGUCUUUUUAGAUGACAGAGUAAGAGUGAAUAAUUUUUUGUUGUC
Messenger RNA from Brassica rapa (field mustard), 1531 nucleotides. RefSeq names its product TATA-binding protein-associated factor 2N. The record is from RefSeq and is a predicted model, not a curated record. Gene Ontology annotation, molecular function: RNA binding. Lineage: Eukaryota; Viridiplantae; Streptophyta; Magnoliopsida; Brassicales; Brassicaceae.